GCAGUUCAAGGCGGAUAAAAAAGCAGCCCAGGAGAAAAUGCUGCAACAGGAGCAUGAGAGACAGGAGCGGGAGGACGAGCUCCGAGCCAUGGCCCGCAAGAUCCGCAUGAAGGAGAGGGAGAGGCGGGAGAAGGAGCGGGAGGAGUGGGAGCGGCAGUACAGCCGCCAGAGCCGCUCCCCGUCCCCGCGCUACGGUCGGGAAUACAGCUCGUCCCGGAGACGUUCCAGGUCCCGGUCCCGCUCCCGGUCCCGCUCCCGGAGCCCUCACUACCGGCACUGAGGGACCUGCCCCUUCUGGGAACACCCCCAAUAAAGAUGGAAAAAAACCUGGA
Messenger RNA from Apus apus (common swift), 332 nucleotides. It is a transcript of the gene CLASRP, whose product is annotated as CLK4 associating serine/arginine rich protein. The record is from RefSeq and is a predicted model, not a curated record. The transcript has 6 exons. The coding region runs from base 38 to 280 and encodes 80 amino acids. Lineage: Eukaryota; Metazoa; Chordata; Aves; Apodiformes; Apodidae.